Messenger RNA from Fraxinus pennsylvanica, 1962 nucleotides. The record is from the annotation of a GenBank genome assembly. Lineage: Eukaryota; Viridiplantae; Streptophyta; Magnoliopsida; Lamiales; Oleaceae.
AUGUUACGGAUACUUUCUCUUUCUGAUAAUAGUAUCUCCGGCAAUCUUCCAUCCUCAAUUGCCAAUGGACUUCCUGUUCUCGAAGUUCUCUAUCUUGGUGGCAAUCGAUUAAGUGGAAAAAUUCCUGCCUCUAUUUCAAAUUUUUCUAAGCUUACUGUUUUGGAUCUUGGUAACAACUCUUUCAGUGGACAAGUACCCACGAAUCUUGGGAAUUUACAGAACCUACAGUUUCUAAGUUUUAUGGGUAAUCAGUUAACAAAUGAUCCUUCAAUGCUUGAAUUGGAUUUUCUUACUUCAUUGCAAAAUUGCUGGAAGUUGAAGAGAAUAGGGAUAGGAUUAAAUUCUUUUGACGGGAUAUUACCCAAAUCGUUGGGUAAUUUGUCAUCAACUGUUGAAUUUUUCACAGCCAGUUAUUGUGGUAUUAAAGGUAUCAUUCCUAACGAAAUUGGUAAUAUGAGAAACUUGUUAGAGUUGGACAUUGGAGGCAAUGAAUUGACAGGAACAAUUCCUACCACAUUGGGUCAAUUAAGAAAAUUGCAAAAGCUGAGACUUGAUGACAAUAAACUACAAGGGUCAGUGCCUGUCAACCUCUGUAAUUUGGAAAAUCUGUAUUAUCUAGAUUUGGGGAUUAAUCAGCUUUCUCAAGAGCUACCAACUUGUUUAGGGCAUCUUACCUCUUUACGAGAAAUUUAUUUAGAUAACAACUCAUUGACUUCCACUAUCCCAUCCACACUGUGGACUAACAAGAAUAUUCAGAUUUUGAGUUUCACUGAUAAUUUGCUGAAUGGGUCGCUGGCUCCAGAAAUUGGAAGCAUUGAGGGCAUGCGAGAGUUAUAUCUAUCGGGAAAUCAAUUCUCAGGUUAUAUUCCAAGCACUAUAGGACAACUUCAGAAUUUGGAAAAUCUAUCAUUAUCAAACAAUCGAUUACAUGGUCCUAUACCUGAAUUGUUCGAUAAUCUUAUUUCCUUGAAAAUGUUGGAUUUGUCCAAGAACAAACUCGAUGGUGUAAUCCCCAAGUCAUUAGAGAAACUUGAGUACCUUGAGUAUUUCAAUGUUUCGUUCAAUGAACUCAAUGGUGAAAUUCCAAAUGAAGGGCCUUUCAAGUACUUCACGACAGAUUUUUUCAUAGGCAAUAGAGAAUUGUGUGGAGCAUCUCAUUUUAAGGUCAAACCAUGUGAACAUAAUACAACAAGAAUAUCAAGCAAAACUAGAGUUUUGAAACGCCAUAGCAGAAGUACACUUCAACCAGCUCACUCUACUUCCCCCAGCAUCGUCAAGAGGAUUUCAUAUUAUGAAGUUCUAAAUGCUACCAAUAAAUUUGGUGAAGAGAAUUUGAUUGGCAAGGGCAGUAUUGGUUCAGUGUAUAAGGGAACAUUUUCAAAUGGAAUGAUUGCUGCUAUUAAGGUUUUUAAUCUAGAUUUGGAAGGUGCAAACCAAAGUUUCGAUACAGAGUGCCAAAUACUUUGCAACAUUCGUCACAGAAAUCUUGUCAAGCCCAGCAACAUACUUUUAGAUGAAGAUAUGGUUGCUCAUGUUGCAGACUUCGGCAUUGCCAAGCUUUUCCCUGAAGACCAGAGAAUUUCGAUUACCAAGACGUUGGGCACCAUCGGAUAUAUGGCUCCAGAAUAUGGAUCAACUGGAUUAGUAUCAACUAUGGCGGAUGUUUAUAGUUAUGGGAUUAUGCUGAUGGAAACAUUUACCAAGAAGAAGCCAACAGAUGAUAUUUUUAUCGGAGAGUUCACAAUGAGGAAAUGGGUGCUUGAAUCAUUCCCAGAUGCAAUAACGCAAAUAGUAGAUGUCGAUUUAGUGAAUGCUGCUGAAGACAAUAUUCGAGCUAAGGAGAGUUGCUUCAGAUUAAUCAUGGAACUAGCACUAGAAUGCACGACUGAUUUGCCCGAGGAGAGGCUCAUUGCUAAAGAUGUUCUAACAAGGCUCAAGAAGAUCAAGACGAAAUUUUGUUAA